CAAUUUUGUGGACACAAAUCCGGUACAAGUUAGAAAAAUCUGGGGUAUCCCUUUUGCAUAAGCUGGUGUACUAUUGUUGUAGUAGAGAAGAUAGUAGUCCAAUUGAAUAAAUGGACACCGUUGAGACGACGAUUACUAGUUUACUACUGGUACGACAGAGUUCAUUCGGUAAUAGACUGGCUUGGUGGGGUGGGGUUAAUGGCUUUAGCUUUGGCAUUGCCACCACCACUUUCUCAGCCACUAAAACCACCACGAAAAGCCCUCAGCUGCCGCUGCUCUGCAACAUCUCAACAACAAGAAGGUGUCAUCGCCUCAUCUUCCCAACUUACUUCCCUCAACUACCGCCCCUCCGUGAUUCUCCCAGGAUUAGGAAAUAAUACAAGUGAUUAUGACAAGUUAAAGCUCACACUGAAUGGGUAUGGAGUGCCGACGGUGAUUGCCAAGGUUUCAAGGAUUGAUUGGCUGAGGAAUGCAGCUGGUUUGGUGGACCCGAAUUACUGGCAGGGGACUCUGCGCCCUCGCCCUGUUCUUGAUUGGUAUUUAAAGAGGGUUGAUGAAGCUGUCAAUGAAGCAAAGGAACUGGCUGCAGGUGGACCUUUAUCUUUAAUUGGACAUUCAGCGGGAGGAUGGCUAGCACGUGUUUACAUGGAAGAAUUUGGGUUGUCCAAUAUUUCAUUGUUAUUGACUCUAGGAACGCCACACCUGCCACCUCCAAAAGGUUCGCCAGGCGUUAUUGAUCAAACUAGGGGCCUCCUGAAUUAUGUUGAAGAAAACUGCUCAAAAGCUGUCUAUACUCCGGAACUGAGAUAUGUGUGCAUAGCAGGGAGGUACAUUCAAGGAGCUCGAUUGCUUGAUGAUCCAAAUGUGAAUCCCAGUUCUGCAGCUUACGUAGACAUUGGCGAACCAGAUUCCGAGGUUGCCGUUGUAAAUGCUGCAAGCCUAUCAACACCUGUUUCCCCUACCUUUCGAACCCGCUUUGUCGGUCAGGGGUACAAGCAGGUUUGCGGUCAGGCGGAUGUAUGGGGUGAUGGAGUUGUCCCAGAAGUAGCAGCACACCUGGAGGGUGCACUCAACCUGAGCUUUGAUGGAGUAUAUCACUCCCCUGUUGGCUCAGAUGAUGACUCGAGACCUUGGUAUGGCUCUCCUGCCAUUGUUGAGCAAUGGAUACAUCAUCUCCUUAACUGAAUUAAAUUAAGUAAAUCCAUUCCCAUUGUGAAGGCAAUUUUGUACUGAAUGCUUUAGCAAAUGAAGUGUCCAAAUCAUUUUAAAUCCUAUCCCUUCAGUUUGAUAUUUUCCAUUGAACAACUCCGUUUUUUUCUUUUUUCUUUCUCAAUCGAACUUCUGAAAACCAAUUGUUAGUCGGUAAGCAGCUUAUGUAUUCUUGAUAUAGUUAUGUUCUUCUAGUGCAUAGUAGCAUGUUUACAA
This is a messenger RNA of Rhododendron vialii, 1425 nucleotides long. RefSeq lists its product as uncharacterized. Gene Ontology annotation, cellular component: chloroplast. Bases 199 to 1185 code for a protein of 328 amino acids. The transcript is spliced from 7 exons. NCBI's taxonomy places the organism in Eukaryota, Viridiplantae, Streptophyta, Magnoliopsida, Ericales, Ericaceae. The record is from RefSeq and is a predicted model, not a curated record.